Messenger RNA from Drosophila obscura, 1926 nucleotides. RefSeq names its product glutathione S-transferase S1 (gene GstS1). The transcript has 5 exons. Lineage: Eukaryota; Metazoa; Arthropoda; Insecta; Diptera; Drosophilidae. The coding region runs from base 232 to 996 and encodes 254 amino acids. Gene Ontology annotation, biological process: glutathione metabolic process. Gene Ontology annotation, molecular function: glutathione transferase activity. The record is from RefSeq and is a predicted model, not a curated record.
AGUCCUCGCCGGCCACUCGACUCGAAUCAUUCGCAAGCAAAUAUGUGAAGGACAACGACGUGUGUGGACCGACAGAUCGACUAGAGCCAGAACCCUCUUCGAACUGCAUAAUAAAGAAUAUUAUAGAAUCGAAUCGAAUCGAAACGACCGAUCGAGUGUUGUCCAUCGUCGACUGUGGAGUGCGUGAACGAAUUUCGAAGCGUGAGGGAAUUGCAUUGAGUUAGCGCAGAAAUGGCCGACGAAGCACAAGCACCACCUGCUGAGGGCGCACCACCAGCCGAGGGCGCACCACCAGCCGAGGGCGAGGCACCACCACCAGCCGAGGGCGAGGCCGCACCACCGGCCGAAGGCGAGGUCGUACCCGCCGAGCCCGCUGAGCCCAUCAAGCACAGCUAUACCCUGUUCUACUUCAACGUGAAGGCUCUGGCCGAACCACUCCGCUAUCUGUUCGCCUAUGGCGCCAUGGAGUACGAGGAUGUGCGCGUCACCCGCGACGAGUGGCCAGCCCUGAAGCCGACCAUGCCCAUGGGCCAGAUGCCCGUGCUGGAGGUGGACGGAAAGCGUGUGCACCAGAGCAUCUCGAUGGCCCGCUUCCUCGCCAAGACCGUUGGCCUGUGCGGUGCCACUCCGUGGGAGGAUCUGCAGAUCGACAUUGUUGUUGACACCAUCAACGACUUCCGUCUAAAAAUUGCAGUCGUCUCGUACGAGCCGGAGGACGAGAUCAAGGAGAAGAAGUUGGUCACCCUGAAUGCCGAGGUCAUUCCAUUCUAUCUGGAGAAGUUGGAGCAGACCGUCAAGGACAACGACGGCCACUUGGCCUUGGCCAAGUUGACCUGGGCCGAUGUCUACUUUGCCGGCAUCACCGACUACAUGAACUACAUGGUGAAGCGCGAUCUGCUGGAGCCAUACCCGGCUCUGCGUGGCGUGGUCGAGGCCAUCAAUGCCCUGGAGCCGAUCAAGGCAUGGAUUGAGAAGCGUCCCGUCACCGAGGUCUAAGCGGGCCCAACGAAGUUCGGAGGAAGGAAAAACAUUGCACAAACAACACACCAGAAACACACACUCUCACAAACACACGCACACAUUUUUGCACACAUUUGCACAGAUUUUGUUCCUUUUGGCUUAGGAUCGGAUGGGAUCCGCGGAGCAGGCGGUACUUCACACGGGGUUACGUUCGAGACGAGACUAUUGAUUCGUUGAGCCGUAUUUCUUUUAGCACAUGGCACUACGGAUAAUUCGUGAUUGCUUAAUUUUUUCUGUUAUAAUUCUCUUUGCAUGACGCUAUAUCUAUAACUAUUUGGAUCCGACCACGGAUCGACUUUCGUUCGCUUAACCAUAAUGAAAAUGAUAAUACUUAUUGCACAGUCUAUAAUAUUUUUGCAUACCUAUAUCUAGUACAUACGCAUCCAUACAAACGCCUACUCUAAGACUAUUUCUAAAAUCUAUAUCGUGAACUUAUCUUUUAGACCUAUUCUAUUCUAUUGUAUUCUAUCUAACCGCGAAGAGCUCAAGGCCAAUUGAAAAAAAAAAAUAUUUAAAUAACUACAGCGACAGCUGCUCAGCAACAAUUACAAAUGCACAUCGAUUGUUACAUUCACUUUAAUAUUUUGGUUUCGUUACACAUUACACUUUUAGUCAGCCCCCAGGAAUUUUCUUCGUCUUGAUCCUGUUCAGAUCCCUAUCAAUGAAAACGUUAAAAGACUCAAAGACUCAGAAAUAGAACCGGAUACUUUCAAAAUUAUAUUCAAGCUUAGCAAUUUGAAAUGAUUGGAUCCCAAACAGACACCUAAACAACUGCCACAUUUUUUUUUUGUACACCGAAUGCACACGCACUCUUGCAAUUUUGUAAUUGUAAUAUUAAAUAUUUUCACCAAACAUCUAAAUAAACAAAACACCAAAAAAAAUGAAGGAAUGAGCACUUUGAAAGCA